Miscanthus lutarioriparius is the source of this 867-nucleotide messenger RNA. The record is from the annotation of a GenBank genome assembly. Lineage: Eukaryota; Viridiplantae; Streptophyta; Magnoliopsida; Poales; Poaceae.
AUGGAUGGCAGUAGCUGUACAGGGAAACGGGUUGGUGAGUACCAAGGUGCAUACAAGAUAUCUAAGGGUUUGCUUGACAAGUAUGGCCCUGAUAGGGUUCUUGAUACUCCAAUUACUGAGGUUAUAAACCCGCAAAUUGAUCACCAUUGUCCAUUCAUAAGCUGUCAGGCUGGCUUCACUGGCAUUGGUGUUGGUGCCGCCUACCAUGGUCUUCGACCUAUUGUAGAGUUCAUGACAUUUAACUUUUCGAUGCAGUGCUAUGCAGCUUGGUAUGCACAUGUUCCCGGAUUGAAAGUUCUAGCUCCAUAUUCUGCAGAAGAUGCUCGAGGUUUGCUAAAAGCGGCAAUCAGGGAUCCAGAUCCUGUUGUGUUCCUUGAAAAUGAACUUCUUUAUGGUGAAUCGUUCCCUGUUUCUGCUGAGGUACUUGAUUCUAGCUUCUGCCUUCCGAUUGGAAAGGCUAAGAUAGAGCGUCAAGGGAAAGAUGUCACUAUCACUGCAUUCUCCAAGAUGGUUGGAUAUGCUCUUCAGGCCGCCGAUAUACUGGCCAAGGAAGGUAUCAGUGCCGAGGUAAUCAAUCUUCUCUCGAUUAGACCGCUGGAUAGAGCUGCUAUUAAUGCAUCUGUGAGGAAAACCAAUAGAUUGGUAACCGUGAGAAGAAGGCUUCCCUCAACAUGGGAUUGCAUGUCUGUUGUAGAGGACAGCUUUGAGUAUCUUGAUGCACCAGUUGAGAGGAUUGCUGGAGCUGAUGUGCCCAUGCCAUACGCUGCCAACCUUGAGAGGAUGGCUGUUCCACAGGUGGAUGACAUCGUCCGGGCAGCCAAGCGUGCUUGCUACAGAGCAGCAGUACCGAUGGCAGCAACAGCCUAA